AUGUUUGAAUUUAAUAAAUUAGAGCAUAUUUAAUUAAGAAAAGACUGCGAACUUCAUUAGAUAUAUUAACUAGAUUGUAAUCUAAUUGUAAUGCUUAUUAAUUUUAAUACAUCCUAUUAUUUUGAUGUAAUUUAACUAUAAGUCAGCCGUAAAUUAAUGUAAUUAGUUUUAUUAAGAUUAAUUUAGAAAGAUUAAUUGCAUUCCUGUUUUUGCUUUUAUUUGCGGCAAAUCUAGUAUAGGAUUGGCUCAUUAUGAAAAUGCAAAACUUACUAUUUAAUCUUUUGACUUUCUCAAUUUAAAUCAAAACAUAUCUAAUCUUUUGAUUAAUAAACCUUAUCGAGAUUUUCUAACUUUUUAUUUUAAAAGAACACAAAUUUCGAUGCUAUUAUUUCAUUAUGAAUGUGGUUCUAUUAUUUCUUACUUUUUGAACAAUGAUUUGGAAAUUUAAAAUUAAUUUUAUCUAAUAUAUCAAGCAGAUAAUUAAAUUCUAUAAUCAAUCUAUUAAUUAAAUUAGAGUGAUCAAUUUAUCUCAUUACAUUAUGAUAAUAAUUAAGAGUAUAAAUUAUUUGAAUUCUAAUCAAAUGGAAUAAAAAAAUAAAUAGAAUCAAAGUAUUUAAAUGAUCAAAACUCUUUUAAUGGAUGUACUUAAACAAAUAACUAAAUAAUAUUGGUUUUUACCCCAAAAAUUAAUACUAAUUCAUUCAUAGAAUUUAUAAAUUAAUAAUACGAAUCAGUAAGAAUUGUUGAAAUCAAUUAUUUUAAUUAUAUUAUAAGUAUAGAAUCAAUUUUAUUUGAUACUGAAUUUUAAGUUUGGUGUAAAAUCUCAACUCAGUAGGAAGUGGAGAUUGAAUAAUUAUGUGUAUUUGACAAGAAUAAUUUUUAAUUAAUCUCUAGGAAGAUUUAUCCAGAUUAUAUGUUGGAUAUAUAAUGCACUGAUUUAAUAAUUAUAGAAACUUAAAUGAAUUUAUUUGAUAGAAUUAAUUGUUUACAAAAAAAUCAUUAAACAAAUUCAAAUGAAAUUGAAGAAUUAAAAUAAUUAGAGGAUUUUGAUGAUUUCUCAGAAAUUACUAUUUAUUAUAAUUUAAAUCCAAUUUAUUAAACAAUAAAACUUAUGAAAUUUUUUGAAUUUGAGGAAUACAUCAUUGAAUAAACUAUUAAAAAACUUAAAAAACAAUCUUCUAAUAUUCUGAAAUAAUAAGAUAUUUGA
Paramecium sonneborni is the source of this 1207-nucleotide messenger RNA. Lineage: Eukaryota; Ciliophora; Oligohymenophorea; Peniculida; Parameciidae. The record is from the annotation of a GenBank genome assembly.